This is a messenger RNA of Odontomachus brunneus, 798 nucleotides long. RefSeq names its product protein hunchback-like (gene Hb). The record is from RefSeq and is a predicted model, not a curated record. NCBI's taxonomy places the organism in Eukaryota, Metazoa, Arthropoda, Insecta, Hymenoptera, Formicidae. Gene Ontology annotation, biological process: regulation of transcription by RNA polymerase II. Gene Ontology annotation, molecular function: DNA-binding transcription factor activity, RNA polymerase II-specific; RNA polymerase II transcription regulatory region sequence-specific DNA binding.
AUGAGAGUCAAAGAGCCCUUCACAUGCAAUAUGUGCGGUACGUCGUAUGGCAACAUGCAGAAGUUUAAUUUGCACAUCUUCGAGAAGAAGAAAGGCACUCCACGCCGUCAAGGAACGACAACGAAGACGACAACAAAUGUGCUGAAGCCGGGAGUGCUGGUGCCCCGCACAAACGCCCAAAGCAAGGUGAAGACCUUCCCUUGCAAAAAUUGUGAUUUCAAGGCGGUGACAAAACUUGAAUACUGGAAUCAUAUACCAAUCCACAUUAAGUCGAGCAAGCUGAUGUCUUGCUACAGGUGCCCAUUCGUGACUGAAUACAAACAUCAUCUUGAGUACCAUCUGUUGAAUCACACCGGUGCGAAGCCGUAUAAAUGUCCCACGUACGCGUACACAUGUGUGAACAGGGCUAUGCUUAACAGUCACAUGAAGUCGCUCGUCUAUCAAUAUAGAUGCAAGGAUUGCGACUACGUCACCAAGUACUGGCACACGCUAAAGCAACAUCUGCGAAAGCUUGAACACCAGCCAGCGGCAGUACUGAACGUGGAUGGAACAUUGAGCCCGGCGGUGAUCGAUGUGUACGGCACGAGACGCGGUCCUAAGCAGAGGUCAAAGAUCAGCGACAAUAAAACGUUGACAACGACAGCGGCGGCCACUGCGACGGACGAGCCGAGCACGAGCAAACGAUGGCCAGUGACGAAAGUAACAGUAGUAACAGCAACGACAAUGUCCAGCCAUCCACAUCGACGGCACCGUCAUCGCAUGCGUUGUCGUCAAUGUCGUCUGGAUCGGCGUCCGUGA